UUAAUAAGGUUCAUACGGUUUCACAAUUUGUCUGGAACAUAAAAAAAAUGAAUUAUCUGGAAAAUUUGCUGAUCUAUUUCACAAAUCUUUCUACAUUUUAUAUAUUCAGUAUAGUUACAUCUGUGGCAAUCGUUAUUUUAACCAUUUAUGUAGGAAGUGUGACACGGCUCACAAACGGAACUAAUGGACCAGAUGAUAAUAAAUUGCAGCACCUUACGAAGGUAUAAUUGAACAACCAAAACAGUUAGAUGAUUGACGAAGAAAGCGAAGACGAAAACUUGAGGAUAGAAUCCGUUCGGCAGCUAAAAUCUGCGAAAUUAAAGUCUUUGGAAAAAACUCUCACGGAAGAACAGAGGGAGGCCGAAAAAGAAAUCGAAAAAGUGCAACUAGCUGCGAUAUUUGAUCUGCUUCGGAAACAAAAUGAAGAGUUUCGUAUAGAUUCGGCUCUUAAUGAAGAUGAGCUCCACGACCAGCUUAGCUUGUAUCGGUGAAAACUACAUUGAAAAAAAGUUCAACGAAAUAAUAAGUUAUUAAAUUAUUUUACACUUCAAAAAGAGUUCAAUUGAACGGUAUUAGAUACAUCAAUUAAACAGAUGAGUUUUAGUUGUUUAUAAAAUAACGUUACUAUCAAAAGUAGAUAUACCGAAUGAAAAUUUAUUUAAGUAGAGCACAGUGGUGUAAAUGUCUAGUUCACAAGCAAAGGUUAAGUUUAAUGUCAUAGUCUAGUCUUUAGUUGUAACACAUCUUUAUCCGUCCUCCCAUAUCUAUAUGUAUAAUUCAAAUCAUGGAUAUACCUACUUUUCAUUUUUUUAUAUUUUCGUUUCAAAAGGGUAAUGUAAAUUAACUAAUGUAAUAUUUCUAAUUCUAGUCAAACCAGUUGAAUGUACGUGAUUCGAUUUUACAAAGCUUCUUCUGUUCUUACUAUUAAUAUAUAAUCAUUAGAAUAAAAGUACAAGAACCGUAACCUCCAAUAUACAGAAUUGAAAUAUUUGAUUAUAUUUUAAGUAGAAUAUUUCUAACGUUUCAAUACAGGAGUCCCGGUUCAAAAAUUCAUGCUGAAUUAGUUUCUCAGCUCAUUGCACUGAAUGAAAACAUUAUAUUCGCGCUAUCUGAUAGAAAAUAUAUGACGCAGUUUCGUAUGCAAUUUCAUUAAACUUACGACUACUAUAAAAACGAAAAUAAUGGAUUUUGUGAAAGCAGUUAUUAUCUGCGCCAUGAUAUCUACAAAUGGUGGCUCAUGCAUGGGUCUAUUUUGGCCUUAUUAGAGAAAGUGCCGUACUAUUUUAUUAAUAACUCGGCCUACAACCAAUAGAUUCCAUAUAAAGAGGCAUCGACAUCUUUGAUACGAUUCCAUUUAAUCUCAAUUUUCAUAUCAAUGUAAUGAUUUUUUUAAUAAUUUUGUUCAUAUCAAUAAAGUUGCCUUUUUGGAAAAAUCGUCCCUUUUUACAUGAAUAAAUUUUUUAAAUGAAUCGUUCAAGGAUACCACAAGCUCAUAAACAAAUAAAAUUUGUUUAGUUUAAUGCUUUGAGCUGUUGGACUGGAAUGAUAGUCACGGCAAGCCUCUUCGAAAAAACACGUUUUGCGGAAAUUGUUACAACUUUGAUAAUUAUUAGUAUUUUUCAUGCUCUCGAGCUGAAUUUACAAAUUAGACAUUGUGCUAGGCAAGACUUACAACAAGUAUGCAAUGAAAAUGUGGCUUUACAAAAAUUCAUACUGUUCCCUAUUUUCCCGCACCUCAACAUUUAUAACCUAUUACAGUAUAAACGCUCAAAAUAAACACUGCUAUCUUGUGAACUACUCAUCAUAUAGAUUCUCUUCCGGGCAACCGGCACAGUGUAUUUAAUAGAACCACCUUAUGCAAAAUCAGCAUCUCUGAAAUUUCGGAAUAGGAAAGAAUGGACUUUCACUAGCGACCAACAUUAAAAUAAUUCGUCGCACAGUGGCCUAACUAGAACAAAUUCCUAGUGAAAACUUUUCUGUACGUUUGCAAGCAUUAUGUGGCAUGUCAAAGAGUGUUUAAAAUGGUUUUAGCCUUUCUCAUAUAGAAAGGCAAUGCAAUUGCUCCAAAAAUUGACUUUCUAACCGAGGCCUGGAGGGCCGAGUCUCAUAUACCACUCGACUUAGUUCGUCGAGAUUGAAAAAUAUCUGUA
Messenger RNA from Topomyia yanbarensis, 2150 nucleotides. RefSeq lists its product as uncharacterized. Lineage: Eukaryota; Metazoa; Arthropoda; Insecta; Diptera; Culicidae. The record is from RefSeq and is a predicted model, not a curated record. The transcript has 3 exons.